Molecule: messenger RNA, 1905 nt
Organism: Pseudonaja textilis
Lineage: Eukaryota; Metazoa; Chordata; Lepidosauria; Squamata; Elapidae
Source: RefSeq, a predicted model, not a curated record
AUGGGCCUUUUCCAUGGUGGCCUUCAAAAUAUGUUUUCAGCCUAUACCACCAAAGACCACCCAGUUUACAUGUCUGUCUAUAACAACGGCACCAAGAUGCCUUCACCGCAGGAGACAUCUAAUGGCUUCCCCCAGCCCAGUGCCUCAGGUACUUGGCACAAACCAGAAGAGGAAGUACGACUGGUAGAAUCUGGCUUGGUGAAGAAGGCACACCGAGAAAUCCUGGACCAUGAGAGGAAACGGCGGGUGGAGCUGAAGUGCAUGGAGCUGCAGGAGAUGAUGGAGGAGCAAGGGUAUUCUGAAGAGGAUAUCCGGCAGAAGGUUGGCACCUUCCGGCAAAUGCUGAUGGAAAAGGAGGGUGUUCUCACCCGUGAAGACCAACACGGACGACAUAUAGUGAUAGAAAAUCAUCAUAUGGUAGAUGGAGAAGAAUAUGCCAUACAAUAUGCAGAGUAUGAAGAAGGUUGCCCAUUGCAGUGUGACUGUGCAGCUGACUGUUACCAGUAUGACAGCAGUCACCAAGAAUACAGGCUGAAGAGACAGUCUAGUAGCUCCACCUCUCCACCACCAAAGAAAAAAAAGAAAAAAAAAUCAGGUCACCGGCGAAACCGCAAAAAAAGGAAACCUGGAUCAGAGCAUAGGUCUGGAUCUGGAUCUCAUAAGAAGAGGAGGCACAGAUCCAGAAGUCCCAAGAGCAAAAGGAAAGAAAAAAAUAAAGACAGAAAAAGAUCUCACAGUGAACUGUCUCCUCGUCGCUCCCACAGACAUAGCAGUUGUAGUUCUCGGAGCCUUUCCAUUUCCUCGGAAUACAGUGACUGCAAAUCCACAGGCAGAUUGAGCCCCAAAUACAGAGAGGAUGGUCAAAGGGCCAGCAGCCACAGAUCCAGCCACAGCCCAUCCUCCUCUUGCACUGGCCACAGCCGAUCAGCCACGCCUCAUCAAAAUGGGCACAAGGGCAGUGCCCAGAAUGGUCGCCAUAGCCAUGGUGCCCUGUCGGAGAAGAAACAGGAGCAGAGGUUGGGUUCCCUGUCGCCUUCAGCCAAAGGGCACAUAAAGACCGAAACCCUAUCGCUCCACGCCAAAGAAAGCAGGGGGAACAAACAUGGGGCCAAGACCCCCCGGAGGUCCACAUCCCCAGGGAGAUGCUCUGGAGGAGACAAACCCUCCCACAGGCGUCACACCAGAUCCACAUCAAAACACAAGCGCAAAGGGCGUCGCAGGGCCAAAACCUCUGCAAGCAAGGAAUCAUCCUGGUCGGUCAGCCAUACAGGAUAUAGCAGUGACUCAGAAGGGUCUACCUAUUCACAUCAAUACCACGCAACAACCGGGGCAGAAAAGAACCACAGGGUACAUCUGAAAACGGCAAAAGAGAGGCACCACCGGGGAAGACCACAUAGUUGUUCUCCGACUUCAGUCAAACACUCCAGACACAAUUCUGAACGAAGGAGGAGUCUAUCUCGAAGCAGUUCCUGGAGCUCUAGUCAGUCUCCAUCAAAAUCCCGAUCCCGAUCUCGGGAGAAGAGAGCUGGACGCAGCAGGACUCGAUCGGGAUCACAGAAAAAAACAACAAGCAGCAGAGAGAAGGACAAUGAGCCACGAACACGUCAUAGUGACACAGAACCAACCCGUGCCCGGCGACGUUCCCGCAGCUAUUCCCCCAUCAGAAAGAGAAGGCGUGAUUCUCCAAGUUUCAUGGAGCCUAGAAGAAUCACUAGUGCUCGGAAGCGUCCAAUCCCCUACUAUCGACCCAGCCCUUCCUCUUCCAGCUCACUUACCAGCUACUCCUACAGUCGCAGCCGCAGCCGCAGCUAUGACAGCUACAGCAGCAGCAGGAGCCGGACUCGCACCCAGAGCCGCAGUCCAAGCUACAACAGCCGAAGCAGUUCUGAGAGCACUGGAUUUUGA